Egretta garzetta (little egret) is the source of this 1209-nucleotide messenger RNA. It is a transcript of the gene GCNT3, whose product is annotated as glucosaminyl (N-acetyl) transferase 3, mucin type. Gene Ontology annotation, molecular function: acetylglucosaminyltransferase activity. The record is from RefSeq and is a predicted model, not a curated record. The transcript is spliced from 2 exons. The coding region runs from base 169 to 1209 and encodes 346 amino acids. Gene Ontology annotation, cellular component: membrane. Lineage: Eukaryota; Metazoa; Chordata; Aves; Pelecaniformes; Ardeidae.
CCCCGCUGCCGCGAGCGCCUCUACCAGGCGCUGGAGCUCUCCCCCGGCCGGAGGCUCAACUGCUCGGGGGUCGUCCGCGGGGACGCGAGAGCCAUCCAGGAGGCGCAGCUCAGCAACCUGGAGGUUGCGAACAAAAGGGUUUCCCUGACGCCCGGCGAGUACCUGAACAUGACGAAGAACUGCAGCAGCUUCAAGGAGAGCCGGCGGUUCAUCGAGUUCCCGCUGAGCCAGGAGGAGGCGGAGUUCCCCAUCGCCUACUCCAUGGUCAUCCACAACAAAAUCGAGAUGUUCGAGCGGCUCCUGCGGUCCCUCUACGCCCCCCAGAACGUCUACUGCGUCCACAUUGACGGCAAGUCCCCGGCUGCCUUCCAGGAGGCCGUGCGGGCCAUCGCAGCCUGCUUCCCCAAUGUCUUUGUGGCUAGCCGCCUGGAAAAGGUGGUCUAUGCCUCCUGGUCCCGGCUGCAGGCCGACCUGAACUGCAUGCAGGACCUGUUGCAGAGCCCUGUGCCGUGGCGCUACAUCCUCAACACCUGCGGCACCGAUUUCCCCAUCAAGACCAACGCCGAGAUCGUCCGUGCCCUGAAGGUGCUGCAGGGGCGGAACAGCAUGGAGUCAGAGAAGCCCUCGGCCCUGAAGCGGGAGCGCUGGCAGUACCACCAUGAAGUGGGGCAGUUCAUCUCCCGGACCGCCACAGAGAAACAGCCGCCACCCCACAACUCUCCCAUGUUCACGGGCAACGCGUACAUCGUGGUCACGCGGGCCUUCGUGCAGCACAUCUUUGAGAACCCCACGGUGCAGCAGUUCCUCGAGUGGGCCAAGGACACCUACAGCCCUGACGAGCACGUCUGGGCCACCCUCAACCGCAUGCCCGGCGUGCCAGGUGCCAUGCCCCAGAAUGACAAGUUCCAGCUCUCCGAUAUGAACGCCCUGCCCCGCCUGGUCAAGUGGGAGUACCUGGAGGGCGACACCAGCAGGGGCGCGCCCUACCCGCCCUGCACCGGCCAGCACCAGCGCGCCGGCUCCAUCUACGGGGUGGGCGACGUGCCCUGGAUGCUCCAGCAGCACCACCUCUUGGCCAACAAGUUCGACCCCCUGGUGGAAGCAACUGUGACCUUUCUGAAGAAAAUCAGCAAAAAAACCCAAAUAAAUGAAUCAGUCCAUAACACUAUAGGCAAGGAAGAACCAAAUAGGCAGCAGCAAGUAUGCUGA